AUGUCACUCAUCUGGGAAAUCACAAAGAACAACAGCAGCUUGUUGAAGAGAACAAGACUCUACGGUGGUGCUUCUUUCCACACCUCACCAACCAACCCACUCAACAUCAACUCUGAAAAGUACACCAAGACAUCCAAUGCCAGCGUUGAAGUUACACCAAAGGGUGAUUUACUCAUCAAGAAGGCUUCUCAUGAUGCUUCUGUCAGAAAGCCAAAGGAAUAUGUCAAGAAGACAAAGGUUGCCAACAAGCAAUUGUCCGUCACCAAGGCUGCUAAGACUAUUGUUGAAACAACUGAAGGUGAGGAUUUCAGAGGUGAUUUGAAGACUGUCCUCGUUGCCAGAGCUGCCAAGUUGUUGAGAUUGAAGCACAAGUCAAAGAAGACCACCAAGGCUACCCAAUCCAAGUAA
Naegleria lovaniensis is the source of this 408-nucleotide messenger RNA. RefSeq lists its product as uncharacterized. The record is from RefSeq and is a predicted model, not a curated record. Gene Ontology annotation, molecular function: structural constituent of ribosome. Lineage: Eukaryota; Heterolobosea; Eutetramitea; Acrasida; Naegleriidae. Bases 1 to 408 code for a protein of 135 amino acids. Gene Ontology annotation, cellular component: ribosome; cytosolic large ribosomal subunit. The transcript is spliced from 2 exons. Gene Ontology annotation, biological process: translation.